Quercus lobata is the source of this 1416-nucleotide messenger RNA. RefSeq lists its product as uncharacterized. The record is from RefSeq and is a predicted model, not a curated record. NCBI's taxonomy places the organism in Eukaryota, Viridiplantae, Streptophyta, Magnoliopsida, Fagales, Fagaceae. Bases 1 to 1416 code for a protein of 471 amino acids. The transcript has 2 exons.
AUGGCAGAGUUAACUUGCCAGAACCAAGAACUAACAAGGGAGAUUCAUCUUAGGAGGCAACGGUAUGAAGCAUAUAGGGAAGAACAAGACCAGAACCAGGGAGAUGAAAAAAGUGAUGUGCCUGAAAGUCAAUCAAGGGGCAUCACAUCAAGAAGGGUGCCACACUUAGAGAGAGAGAUUGACCAGAUGAGGAAGGUUAUAGAUGAGAUGAGGGAAAACAUGAGAAGAACGAAUCUUGUAGAGGAUCUAGUUCACCGUACAGAUUCCCCUUUCACAUCUUCCAUCAAUGGUCAUCCCUUGCCUCCAAAAUUUAAGAUGCCUUCUUUGGAUUCAUACGAUGGAGCGCGUGACCCGUUUGAUCACAUUGCCACUUUUAAGACUACAAUGCACCUUCAGGGGGUCCCCGACGAAAUUAUGUGUAGAGCCUUCCCUACCACCCUCAAAGGUUUGGCACGAGUAUGGUUCAGUAAAAUACCCUCGAAUUCAGGGGAGAAUGAAAGCCUGCGGUCCUUUAUCACUUGUUUCAACAGGGAAGCCUUGACGGUGGAUGAGGUGGAUGAUAAUUUAUUAUUGGUGGCCUUUCAUAACGAGGUUAAUUCUGAUUUAUUCAUCAACAAGCUUUAUGAGAAGGAGCCCCAAUCCAUUGCUGAACUCGUCCAUUCAGCCCAGAACUUUAUGAAUGCAGAAGACGCGAUCAUAGCCAAGAAGAGGAAGAGGGCUAAAAGAAUGGAUGCAAAUCCCACAUGCCACUCCGAGCAAGUCCCUCAACCAAAAAAGGGACAGACAGAAGAUAAAAAGGACCGAGAUGGUAAGAGGGCUGGGCCUUCAGUACAGAGUCAACAAUACACACCACUUGAACAGGUCCUUAUGCAAAUCAAGGGCGAUCCUUCCUUGAAAUGGCCAGAAAAAAUGAAGGGAGAUCCCAAUAAGCGCAAUAGGAACAAGUAUUGCCACUUCCAUAGAGACCAUGGGAACGACACGGAUGAAUGUUACGAUUUAAAACAGCAGAUUGAAAAUCUUAUAAGACAAGGAAAGUUGAGAAAUUUCCUUGGACGAGAGCAUAAGGAUGAGAAGUUGAAAGGGAAGGUAGAAGAGACGUCGCGUCCCCCGCUUGGAGAGAUUAAAGUUAUUAUAGGAGGAAGCUCAGUCGGUCAGUCGUCCAAGUCUAAGAAGACGUAUCUGAAAGUAGAGCAGAAUGUUCAACUCUCUGGACGAUCUCUAAGGACGACGACCACGGAUGAGCAAGCAAUCACAUUCACGGACGCGGACGCUGAAAGAGUUCACCACCCCCAUGAUGAUGCCAUUGUUAUUACUUUGCUAAUUGUCAAUUAUACAACAAGAAGGGCGAUGGUGGACAACGGAAGUUUAGCAGAUAUUUUGUAUUACCCUGCCUUUCAACAGAUGAGGCUCGGAUGA